Messenger RNA from Trematomus bernacchii (emerald rockcod), 4578 nucleotides. It is a transcript of the gene fbxl16, whose product is annotated as F-box and leucine-rich repeat protein 16. The record is from RefSeq and is a predicted model, not a curated record. Gene Ontology annotation, biological process: SCF-dependent proteasomal ubiquitin-dependent protein catabolic process. The transcript is spliced from 7 exons. Gene Ontology annotation, molecular function: protein binding. Lineage: Eukaryota; Metazoa; Chordata; Actinopteri; Perciformes; Nototheniidae. Bases 334 to 1842 code for a protein of 502 amino acids. Gene Ontology annotation, cellular component: SCF ubiquitin ligase complex.
GGGCCACUGUGUUGUGGAGGAGGAACAGGCGAUCGGAAACACAAACCAGAGGAUAUUUCGCUUCGAUUUCAGCGUUUUUCUGCAGAGGAUGCUGAGCGUCGCUUCUCUCUGCGGCUGAUUCGGAUUCCGGACCCGGGGAAGCUUCGCGUGUCUGCGGGCUGGGUGGGCGCAUCCCUCGCCUCCCGAUAGGACACAACGGGCAGGGCUCUGAUCAUUAUUUAUUUCGCUCUCUCCGCGCCGCAACGUCGGGAGGAAGGUGACCGAGAGGCAGCAAGCACAGCCGGGCUGACCAUGGAUUAAUGCCCGAGAGGAUUUUCAUCUGAGAGGUUCCCGAUGUUGAACAUGUCCUCCCCCAGCGAGCUGAAGUCUCCCUGUGUGACUCGUAACGGCAUGGUGAAGCUCCCCCCCAGCCAGCCCAACGGCCUGGGAAGCGCCAGCAUCACCAAGGGGACCCCCGCCGCCAAGAACCGCCUGUGCCAGUCCUCCUCGGUACCCUCCAUCCUGCCCCCCCCGCCCUCCUCCCUGCCCUACCACCACCACCACCACCUGGACGGCCCCGGCCUGCCCCACCCAGCCUCCUCUCUGCUGGACAUGGAGCCCGGGAAGCCUCUGGUGGGCCUGAAGCCGUCCCUCCGUCAGCUGCCCCCCCUCACCCUCCCCAAGCCCCUGCUGCUGGAGCGCCAGCUGGUGCUGGACGAGAAGCUGCUGAACCGGCUGCUCUGGUACUUCACCACGGCCGAGAAGUGUGUGCUGGCGCAGGUCUGCAAGACAUGGCGCAAGGUGCUGUACCAGCCCAAGUUCUGGGAGGGGGUGACCCCCAUCCUGCACGCCAAGGAGCUGUACACCCUGCUACCCAGCGGGGAGAAGGAGUUCGUCAGCCUGCAGGCCUUCGCUCUGCGGGGCUUCCAGUCUUUCUGCCUGGUGGGCGUCUCAGACCUGGACAUUUGUGAGUUCAUCGACAACUACCCGCUGUCCAAGAAGGGGGUCCGCUCCGUCAGCCUGAAGAGGUCCACCAUCACCGACGCAGGGCUGGAGGUGAUGUUGGAGCAGAUGCAGGGCCUGAUGCACCUGGAGCUGUCGGGCUGUAAUGACUUCACGGAGGCCGGGCUGUGGUCCAGCCUGAACGCCCGCCUCACCUCGCUCAGCGUCAGCGACUGCAUCAACGUGGCGGACGACGCCAUCGCUGCCAUCUCUCAGCUGCUGCCCAACCUGUCCGAACUCAGCCUGCAGGCCUACCAUGUGACCGACACCGCCAUGGCCUACUUCACCGCCAAGCAGGGCUACACCACCCACACCCUGCGGCUCCACUCCUGCUGGGAGAUCACCAACCACGGGGUGGUGAACAUGGUGCACAGCCUGCCCAACCUGACGGCCCUCAGCCUGUCCGGCUGCUCCAAGAUCACAGACGACGGCGUGGAGCUGGUGGCCGAGAACCUGAGGAAGCUCCGCAGCCUGGACCUGUCCUGGUGCCCCCGCAUCACCGACAUGGCCCUGGAGUACAUCGCCUGUGACCUGCACAAGCUGGAGGAGCUGGUGCUGGACAGGUGUGUGCGGAUCACAGACACCGGGCUGGGCUACCUGUCCACCAUGUCGUCAUUAAGGAGCCUCUAUCUGCGCUGGUGCUGUCAGGUGCAAGAUUUCGGUCUGCAGCAUUUGUUUGGGAUGAGGAGUCUUCGCCUACUGUCUCUUGCAGGCUGCCCCCUGCUGACCACCACCGGGCUGUCGGGCCUGAUCCAGCUGCAGGAGCUGGAGGAGCUGGAGCUCACCAACUGCCCCGGGGCCACGGCCGAGCUCUUCAAGUAUUACUCCCAGCACCUGCCGCACUGCAUGGUCAUCGAGUAGGACCGCCGCCAUCCUCCUACCUUCCUCCUCCUUACUCUUCAUCACUCUUUCAGUGCAGGAGACCGUACCGCUCCUCAUUUCCUGCCCCCCCUUCCUCGCCCGUCUUCCUCCUCCACCCCCCAUUGAGUAGACUGGCCCCCAGGCGGGCAGAGAGGCAGGAGCAAUGGAACGUGUCGGAGCCGGAGGGCGGCGGAGCUUCAUUUGAGAAGAUGCUGGAGCGGAGACGUCUUGUCUGACAGCAGGUUUCUUUUUUCAGAAUCAACUAAAGGUUUUCGUUUACGGGAGAGAGCUUCUCUAAAGACUUUGAUGAUUUUUAAGCUGAAUGGACAUAUCUAGAAGCAGCGGAGAGGAAAAGGGAAAUACAGACUUUGGUGUUUGAGCUGGUGGAACUCAUACACUGUAAACACACUCACACACAUACUGUAUAUGGUAAGUACAACUCAGACCAUGACGUUUCUAUUUUCAUCACUGUGUAAUAUAUCUGCUGUUAUUUUCUUUUCUGAGGAGGGUCUGAAAGGUCCAGGUGUCUCUUGUUUAGAGAGAGAUCCAUACUGCUGGAGAAACAGGAAACAGAGAACUAAAGAACAGGAAGUGAACGACAGGGAUGGAACUCUCUCUUUCCCCCCUUCCUGUGUGUGAAGUGUGCUUCAUGGACUCACAGGAUCCCCUCUUUUUGGGAUACCACCACCUUUUUCCAUUUCUGUGUCUUAUCAGAAAAAAAGGAGACAAUUUUAAAACAACAGUUUACAUUUCUUUGUGUUGGCGUUGAGUGGCUCAUCGUUUCUCCCUGCAUUUUUUGUAAUCAUAUGAUUUGAUUUACAGAUCUGGAGGAUGGGCUGUAACCUGUAAACGUUUUAAACAGAAAGGGAGUUCAGAGUCUGCUGACGGUACCAGGCUGUCCUAUCCUCAAUUAAUCAUAUUGAAAACAAAGAGCUUGAUAUUUCUGGAUUCAAACUAAUAAACCCCUUCCUUUAGAGUGGGUCUGGAAGUGCCCUUUCUCUUGGUGAGACCACUUCAUCCAAAUUAGAGGAGAUCUGAUUUUGUAAUUAACCUCUAUACUGAUGAUAUUUAUUGUUUGAGUUUGAGCGUAUGUGUUUAUGAGGCUGCUAAUGCAUUGUGUGCCCCCCCCCCCCUUAGCUAAGGCCAGGUUACUCCAGCUACAAAGGGAGGUGUUCAGUAUUCAAUAUUAAAGACGUGCUUACAGUGUCUGCUGCAGAACAGGAGCUGAGGGCCUUGAAUGCCAGUACAACUGUUCCUACUGACCCAGAGUCUGUUCCUACUGACCCAGAGUCUGUUCCUACUGACCCAGAGUCUGUUCCUACUGACCCAGAGUCAGAGACACUUUGGAAUGGUGUUCUAUGUUCAUGUUUUGAAAUUGUGUUUAACUCAAUCCAUUGAAAUCAAUGGAGUCACAUAACAGCCAUACAUUACAGUAAUAACCCGACAAAAUGAAAUACAUGUCUCUUUAUGAAGUAAUAACCCCCUGCACUUUGUAACAUUCUGCCUCAUUUGGUAAUCAACAGCUUCAAUGGAAAAGGUAGUAAAUGUUCCUGCAAAAAAUCUAAUAUAAUUUAUUUCAAAAAUGUUAAAACUAUUUGCUUUUUAGGUUGUUUAUAAAAAAUGGCAGCAUAUUUUUACAAAAUGCGGUUGUUAUAACAUAAUGUGCCUUUGUAAAUAAAUAUAAAAACAGGCAAAAACACAAAAUAGGUUAAAAAUAGUAGCGCCCAUUGUUCAGGAGAAUGCUUUUAUUCAUUUUAAACCUGUCCCCAUGUUAUUUGUUGACUGACCCGCUGAGAUAUGUUUGAUGUAAUGAUGUGUUGAAAGAUGUUGGAGUAGCCUUUACGAUGUGCUUAGUCUCCUUACUAAUGAGUUGGCAGGAAACCAGCCUCUCCAACAGCACCACAGAUACAUGUUGAACACAGAGUGUUUGCAAACCUGAGCUUAAAUGUAGAUAGAGGCUAAUGCAACAUGUACCACCUGUAACCUAAAUCAAAAUUACCAUUUUAAAUAUGGAGCCUCUUGUUGGGGAAACACAGUGAAGAAGGAAGUUACUUGAAAAGUUCAACUGUGUGUCUUAAGGAUGUUUUUUGGGUCUUGUUUUUUUGCAGCUCUACCUGGUUGGUCAAGUCAUUUUGACAGUGCAACCCAAAAGCUACAAACGAGACAGAAAGAGACGUUACUUGUCAGAUGAUCGGACUGGCUGUAACAAAGUUAGUCAGACUAAUCUGGAAGAAAAGUAGAAGGUCAAUGCUUGAAUUAUGAACCAAAGUUUAAAUGAAUUCUUAUUUUCCUCAGACCUUAGAUUACACAUCUACAGUAUAAACUGAGCUAAGCUAGACAGAGCUUUGUAUUCAACGUUGUACUGCUAAACCGGUACAAAAAGGCUUCUGAAAGUGUGUCUGACUCUGGGUAAGUGGGCAAGUCUCUAAUAACCCGAUAUGGAAGAGGAUUAGGGCCACACACAUUCAGACUUUAUACACAGAAUCCUGAAUCAAGUCAGAAUUCAGAGAAAGCCAGAACUCAAUAAAUAUUAGUGCAACAUGUAAGACAGUUUUUUAGUUCUGUCCAAAAUGAGUCAAAAUUGUACAUUUAAUGUAAGACUCCUGGCUUUAUUAUUAGAAUUGGGACUUAAAGGUCACCUAUUAUGCAAAAUCCACUUUUUCAUGUCUUUUAUACAUAAACAUGUGCAGGGCUGCCCCUCGCCAACUUGUGGCCCCACGCAAAGUUAUGUGAUGA